AUGGAUCAAAUCCCGUCACUUGUGCGGUCCAGCCUUGAGGCUUUUGGAAAUCUAAUCCCCUUCUUUGAGCUCGCAGAUCCGGUGCAGGCAAAUAUCGUACGGUCUCAUUUCGCCAGAUUCAAGCUGUGGGCUGGCACUAUGGGCGCUCAUCGCGCAUCAGGGAUGCGAUCCUUGACUUAUCGCCUUCGGGAUGCAUCCGCGAUUCGGUCUCAUGUUAUAUCACUGCUCGAAGAUCUGCAAGGCUCCCUUAGAGAAGCUAUUUCUUUUCUCGAGUCCUCUCACCCUGCCGACGAAGAGCAGUAUUACGACCCUAUUGACGAUGAACUCGCCCAAUUACUCGGCGACACUGAACACAUUGCCCGCGACGGUGUUAACUAUCAUACCGAGCUCACACGUUGCCUGACACAAGAUGGAGAAAUUAUUGACUGCCUUUUGAGGCUGUCCGUUACUAUCAGCAACCCAGCCCCUCACGACCAGUUCAAGUCCCGCGUUGAUGUGCAAACAACUCACUACGAGCGGUACGAUGUCAACCACGUCCAGGAAAAGUUUCCCAAGCUUGAGUCGUCCAUAAGUCAUAGGCUCGGCAGGGCGUUGACCCAGCGCCGUGGCUAUUUCAAAUAUCGCCAGAACCACCAUCUUCGGCUACGAGAAGGCUUGGAAGGGGACGAGGCUGGGAGAAGCGAAGGCGAUGGGACUACUGAAACCUCACCUAUUCCCCGGCGUCUGUUCGAUCUCCAUAUUCCCGAUGUUCCUUCCUCCGACCUUUCUGCAACAUCUUAUGCUCGCUCAACCACCUUAGACACGAAUCUUGAGGCCCAUCUCAAGAAAAAGCACCCAGGAGAGGUCCCUGUCGAGAGAUUGCAUGAAAUUUCGCUCCUGAGUAGUCGUAUUGAAGGUGAAAAAGCCAAAGGACAGUGCCCGCUAUGCCAGAAAUUCGAGGUCAAAACUGUCCAUCAGUAUGGAUCACACAUCGGCCACCAUCUUGAGCAACUCGCACUCUUCGUACUUCCAGACAUGGACGAAUCUGACGGAGAAGAUAUCGAGAAAGAGAAUAGUCAAGUCAAAGACGCCAGCAAGAGACAGGAAGAUCGUCUCGAACAUGGUAGCAACACUGAGCCGUUGGAGCCGGAUGUUGACAAAACGGAAAACUUACCCAAGCAGGCAACUAUUGAUACAUCUAGUGAGUCUGGUCUAUCAAUUGGAGAAAGUCUUGACGAAGGUAUCCCGAUAGGCUCUUGGACGACUCAAACUCGUAUAUACGACAAGGAGGCGCGGUCUUCGCGUUCGCCAGACAUCGAGCCAGGGGAGCGAGAGGGAAGCCUUAGAAACAUUUUGAAUCACGAGAUAUGUGCAACCAGAGCUCAGGAUGAUGAGCAAUCUCUUGAGGGUGGGGGAGAGUCAGACCUACGACAGGUUCAAAAAAUUGGCCAGGAAGAGCAUAGUAGGAUUAACCUGCCAAGAGCACUCGACCGGCUAUCGAUCAACUCAGACAGAGACGAUUAUCAGCUAGGAAAGACCACCAAAGUGCACUUCUACCAGGGAACGGCAAAGUCCGUCACGAUAGCAAAUUUGAAGCUAACCACUUCCGUGGGUGACAUAUAUUCUGGAAUGCUGUACAUUCUUGAAUGUCAGCCCAAUUUUGAGUGGCCUUACCUCACUACCGAAACAGAAUGCCAUCUCGAGCUGAAGCCGGCGCUGACCAGCGUCGCAUUCCAACUCGCACUAGUUCAGAUCUCUGAUAGCAGGAGCAUAGAUAUUGAUAACCGUCCCAACGCUUUUCCUCACUCUGGAUUUGCUACGGGGCAGCUCAAUCACGGAACGAAGAUGAGGCGUUCUUUCCUGGACCCUUCAGUCUUCUUGCUGGCUCUAGUACCAAUAUUGGUUAGCAGCGAUGCUACCAGCGCCGAGAACGCCACUGUGUCAGACUCGAGAUUACGAACUUGGUGGCAUAAGAACGGCGAGAUCAACUACGAGACUGCUGUUCAGGAGCAAAAUGUCCGACAAUCUCAUGUUUACUCAGCUUGGGUAAAAUCGAAUGCAGAUCCCGCAGAGGAAUGGUAUGUAAUCCCCUUCGAGAGCGCAAGAGUUUCGGUUGACAUCAUUAGCUACAAUUCCUUCGUCUAUGAGUCUAUUCCUCGCAAUGGGCAAGGAAACAUUAUCACGCCAGGUGAUCCAGACUCGGAAACCGAUGCGUACGAUGCAAUCACGAUAGAAGCUGAUAUCUGGAUUACUAUGGCCUGGACCCAGUUCCUUUACAGUACAGAUGCUUGGGUGAAGAUUAGUCGACGCAACAAUAUCCCAAGCAAUGCGAGUAAUGUUGUGAUCCGGCCUUCGACCAUUGACUUCAAGAUCAAAUAUGAUGCCGACGGUAAUGUGUAUGUGCUCGUUCCCUACCGAAGCCAAGGGUACAGAUUCUCUGUCGAAUUCCAGGACAAUCUCUACAGCUAUCGUGACAACUGCGACUCAACAGUCUGCGACUUCGUACAGAACUGGCACCCUGACGGACCUAAUUACGUUUCAGAGCUCACUGAUGAUAUGCCAGUCAUGGGUGUUGAGCCUCAUGACGCUCUCCUCAUCUUCGCGAGCCCCUUUCCCCAAGCGGACCUCGUUCCAGACCAGUCUUCCCCAGACACUUACGUCGUGCAGCCAGGCCGAGUCCCGGACCUAAGCGACGUCGAUAAUACGAACGUGUAUUUCGCUCCAGGAACAUACUGGAUGACUGCAACGGACCAUGCUGUCCUUUCGGAGUCUGUGGAAUGGGUCUAUCUCGCGCCCGGUGCCUUUGUGAAAGGUGCGAUCGAGUUCACAACAAAUGCUACCACAAUCAAAGCGACAGGACACGGCGUCCUAUCAGGGGAGCAAUACGUGUACCAAGCCAACACAGCCCAAGGUUAUCAAAACAUACAGUCCAACGCAGACAGCCUGCGCAUGUGGAGUGGAUACAGUACCCCAGACCAACAGCAGACCUUCGUCCUCGCCGGCCUGACGACCAACGCGCCGCCCUUCAACAGCAUCGACUUCACAGGCGACUUGAACACAAUUUCCAUCGACCAGUCGGACUACAAGCAGGUUGGCGCUUUUUUUGGCCAGACAGACGGCACGACUCUACAUUCGGGGUCUAGCGUGCGGGACACCUUCUAUCACUCCGGCGACGACACGAUCAAGACAUACGGCUCGAACAUCACGGUGCGCGACGUGGUCGUGUGGAAGGGCAAGACCGCACCAGUGAUCCAAUUUGGGUGGCAGAGCCGGAACCUGAGCAAUAUCACGGUCGAUGGCGUGGAUGUCAUCCACAUGAAAUAUUCCAGCAACGCGAGCCACCCGAGCAUCAUCGGUGCCAACCAGGUCUACGGGUACUCCGAGGACGACACCAGCACAGCGAACUUGAACAACACCGUGCAAGAUGUGUUCUUUGGCAAUAUCAGAACGGAGGGGAUUGGGGGCAACCUGAUGCGCAUUGUGCCGCUUGCGCACUACGAGAACGUCACUAUCGAGAACGUUAGUUUGGAGACGUUUAGUGACAGGAGCAAUAGCAUCUACAGGAGUGAGCUGCCGUUGUGGGAGGACGAAGACGGAAAUCUGGUCUCCAUUACGGGCUUCACAGUGAGGAACUUCAGUGUUGGCGGGGAGGCUAUCCUGCCAAUUCUGGGCAAUGUUGGGCCGUUCGGCCUGGGAGGUCUCAAUAUUGCGAAGCCACUUCUGACAGGAGGUGGCGUGGUCAUUGAGUGA
This is a messenger RNA of Diaporthe amygdali, 3729 nucleotides long. RefSeq lists its product as uncharacterized. Gene Ontology annotation, molecular function: hydrolase activity, hydrolyzing O-glycosyl compounds. The coding region runs from base 1 to 3729 and encodes 1242 amino acids. NCBI's taxonomy places the organism in Eukaryota, Fungi, Ascomycota, Sordariomycetes, Diaporthales, Diaporthaceae. The transcript is spliced from 6 exons. The record is from RefSeq and is a predicted model, not a curated record.